Messenger RNA from Boleophthalmus pectinirostris (great blue-spotted mudskipper), 1104 nucleotides. Its product is annotated as apolipoprotein A-IV-like. Gene Ontology annotation, molecular function: phospholipid binding; phosphatidylcholine-sterol O-acyltransferase activator activity; cholesterol binding. The record is from RefSeq and is a predicted model, not a curated record. Gene Ontology annotation, biological process: triglyceride homeostasis; lipoprotein metabolic process; very-low-density lipoprotein particle remodeling. The transcript has 4 exons. Gene Ontology annotation, cellular component: high-density lipoprotein particle; blood microparticle; extracellular region. NCBI's taxonomy places the organism in Eukaryota, Metazoa, Chordata, Actinopteri, Gobiiformes, Gobiidae. The coding region runs from base 169 to 924 and encodes 251 amino acids.
GGAAGGAGUAUCUGUGACAACAUGGAAGGGACUAGUGGACUUUGGGCCUGAGCCUACAACUCUCAUGCGGUUUUACUAUAUAAACACAAAAGCACCAGCCCAACUCAUCACAGACAAUCUUCACUUCACACUGAGGAGCAGCCAAGGCUCAAACAGAUCAACGCAACAAUGAAGGCAGUUUUGUUCCUAACCAUCGCAGUGAUCUCUGGCUGCAAUGCCAACUUCUUCUACGCCGAUGCCCCCAAGCCCCAAAUGGAGGUGCUGACUGAUGCCUUCUGGGACUACAUCGCCAAGGCAACCCAGACUGCUGAUGACACGCUGCAGAUGAUAAGAAAGUCUCAGCUCGGAGAGGAAAUCAAUGCCCGAUUGAUGGAGAGUGCAGAUGUUGCCAGCAGAUACGCAGUGACCAUCCAGGAACAACUGCCCCCUGCUGCCCAGGACCUCAUGACCAAGAUCACCAGCGAAGCCGACAAUCUCCGAAACGUUCUUACCCAGGAACUCAGCACUGUCCGCGGCCAACUGGAACCCUACACCGAGCAGAUGAAGGUCCAAAUCCAGCAGAAGGUGGAGCAGCUCAAGACUGAAAUGGCCAUCUACGCUGACUCCCUGGACUCUGAAGGUCUGAAGUCCGCCUUGGUGCAGAAAAGCGAGGAACUCAAGGCUAACCUGGAGCAGACCGUCAAGGAUUUGCAGGCUCAGCUGGGACCCUACACCGACGACCUCAAGAUGAAGGUGGACCAGCAUCUCCAGAACUUCCAAGACAGCGUUGCGCCCAUGACCGAGAAUGUGCGUCACCGUGCCAGCCUGGUCAAGCAGAUGGUGGCCCCCUACGCUGAAGAUCUGAAGGAGAAGCUUGACCCAUACGCACAAGAUCUCCAGUCUCAGCUCAUGUCUCUGUACCAGUCCUUUGUAGACUCUAACUAAAGAAAGAUAUAGACAUUCCACAUUCAAUUGUCCCCAUCGUUACCAUGACGCCGGCUCUGCUUGGUCUACCUCUGCUUGAAACAUAACGUGAUUCAGAUUUGUGAAUUGUACUGUAAAGCAAAAUGAAAGGCCCGGAUAUUUAUUUCUAUGAAGUGCACGCAUUGUUAAACAUCUGUGCUU